AUGCAAAAUCGUGUGACUGAAAGUAAUAUUGAAGGAAGUGAAAGUGACGGUAGCGAUGGAGGAUUAGAGGACCACGGAACAGGUUGUUCUUCCAAGGUGAUGGAAGAAAACAUUAAUGAAGUUAUGGAAAAUAGUGACUGUGAAAUCCAAAAUACAGGGAAGUCCAAAAAACGCCAAAAGACAACAUUAAAAUCUCCACCAAGUUUUGGAGAAAAUUUAUUAAGUAUUUUGGAAAAUAGACAACGAGUGCCAGAUGAUCCUGAAAAAUCUUUUUUAAUGUCCCUCCUACCACAAAUUAAAACACUAACCGAAGAUCAAAAAACCCAACUUUACGUUGAAUUUCUGAAUGCCAUACAAAGAAUUAAACGUACAUCUUAUAUUCCUACAGCAGCGCAUGUACAAACGAUACCACAUAAUCAUUCUUAUUCAAACUAUUCCCGGGAUCUCCAUAACCCGUCUCCACAUUUUGAAUAUACUACUUCAACCACUACAUCGCCAGACAGUCAAAUUCACCAACCAAACAUGUUGUAUAAUUAUGCUUCUUCACCAACUACUCCACCUGACGGAUCUUAUGGACCACGUUCAUUUUAA
Macrosiphum euphorbiae (potato aphid) is the source of this 591-nucleotide messenger RNA. The record is from the annotation of a GenBank genome assembly. Lineage: Eukaryota; Metazoa; Arthropoda; Insecta; Hemiptera; Aphididae.